AUGGAUCACACAUUUUAUAAACAAGAAGAGGAGACCAAACCUUUACCACGAAUACAUCCAAUUGCAACCCCAGCUACACAGCCUAAGCGAGAAGAAAGCGAAGAUGCCCCGGAGGGAAAGCUUGCCCCGAACCGUUUAGGUGUAGAAUGCGAAACGAAGACCAGCGUCGUCCCUAACCAGAGACGUCGGACACCAGUUGCAUGUGCAAGAUGCCGCAGAAGAAAAAUCAAAUGCAGCGGUGACCUCGGCAAUGGAGAAGCGUGCUCGAAUUGUAAAAGUUCUGGAACUACAAACUGUCUAUUUUUACGAGUUAACUCUUCUCCUCUUCAGACGAAAGCUAGUUACUCGACUUGGACAUAUCCUUUCUCAAACUCAACCUCGUUGGGAGCUUACGGACAACAACAGGCAGCGUAUGAUACUCAUGUACCUAGAGCAAACGGCUUCUCGAUAAAUACUGGGCCGCCUGGAUUGCCAGCAUACUCAGUGAUGCAACCAGGGCCUGAAUAUGGGACACCACUAGAGCCCACGCCUACCAACAGAGCACCCUACUACCCCCCAAACUAUCCCAUUGGAUAUGGAGAUGCACCGACGCAUCAUCUUCCUUUCUCCUCUUAUGUUUUACCCAGUUCUACCGGAGCAGGAGCAAAUGCUAUCUACGGGACUACCGCUUCAACAAAAGGCGGGCGACUACCAACUACAUCAGACCCUACGAAUGGAGUGAUGUACCCUGACCUUGAAGGAAACAGUUCGCCAUUGCCGAGUUUCCCAUUUCUUGGACGGCCGUCUCAAAAUUGUACUUCUAGUGAAGCCGUCACGCUCCUUCCCGCCGUGAACUCGCUACCUCUGGGGCAAGAUAGAAUUUUGCCCAACCCGACCACCGGCCGAAACAAUGCUCCUGCGUCUAUUCUGGAGAGUAGCAGUGCAACCCCAACAACUGUAUGUACUAGCAUUACUGCUGCAUACAAGCAAGCAUACCAGUUGGUGACUGAAAAUGACACGCGGCCGAUGACUGGCAAUGAUACCUCUUCACUCCCGGUCAAUGUUAAGAUUUCAUCAAGCCCCGUUGAUUGUGGAUUUGGAUACAUUCCACUAUCUAAUGCUCUUCAGCCCUGCGUUACUUCUGCCCCCUUUUUAGUCACUGAAGUAGUCGAUACUCCUAUCGACUUUCAUCAAAACUCGGGUGAGCAACAGGGCGAUACGAAGAUAACCAAUGGUAAAGGCCACAUGGAUACAUAUGUGUCAGAGUAUCAUCAUUCCACAAACCACCGUCCAGGGUCAACAAGGCCAUCUGGGGGUAUUCUUGUGAGUGGUGAAGUGUAUCAAAGACCACAGUACACGACACCUACACGAAACAUUUACCCGGUGGAGAAAGUUACCGCCCCUCCUCACCUUUCGGCAGGCACCUCGAGCUGUUAUUAA
Molecule: messenger RNA, 1419 nt
Organism: Microsporum canis CBS 113480
Lineage: Eukaryota; Fungi; Ascomycota; Eurotiomycetes; Onygenales; Arthrodermataceae
Exons: 3
Coding region: 1-1419 (472 amino acids)
Biological process (GO): regulation of DNA-templated transcription
Molecular function (GO): DNA-binding transcription factor activity, RNA polymerase II-specific; zinc ion binding
Source: RefSeq, a predicted model, not a curated record